Messenger RNA from Oikopleura dioica, 903 nucleotides. The record is from the annotation of a GenBank genome assembly. Lineage: Eukaryota; Metazoa; Chordata; Appendicularia; Copelata; Oikopleuridae.
AUGGCGGGCAAUUUCUGGCAGAGCUCGCACUGUCGCCAGUGGCUGUUGGAGCCACACGAGAUUGAAAGCGAGGCAGUCAAGAGCGACCGCGAAUACAUUAUGAACAAACUAUACAAAGGCGAACGCCCGGAUCUGGUGAACUCGGACGAGGCGGACGAGAACUAUAGAAAGAUAAUCAUACUCUUCGCAAACGUCAUUCAAGCAAUCGGCGAGCAGCUCAAGUCCAGACAGCAAGUUAUAGCCACAGCAACAGUAUAUUUCCGAAGAUUCUACGUUAGAAAUAGCUUCUCAUCGUGCGAUCCUCUACUGAUGGCACCUACUUGCCUCUUUCUCGCCUCCAAAGUAGAAGAAAGCGGACAAAUAUCGCAAAAUCGGCUGAUCAACGCCAUGACUCAGAUUGUCCGCUGCAAAUUCCGCGAUAUUUUCCACAUGAUCUCCGACUAUCCUUACAGAAACUCGAACAUUCUUGAGUGCGAAUUUUACUUACUCGAGCUGAUGGACUGCUGUUUGAUUAUUUACCAUCCUUAUCGCCCGCUACUGCAAUUUCUACAAGACUUAAAUAUCAAAGAAUCCGAUGAUCGACUAUCGCUCAUGGCCUGGCGCAUCCUAAAUGAUUCCUACAGAUCUGAUGUAAUGCUUCAAUAUCCUCCCUACAUGAUCGCUCUUGCUGCUCUACAUAUGUCUGGCAUCCAACUCAACUACAUGGACCGUCAGAUUCACGGCCGACCAAAGCUUAGCGACUGGUUCGCCGAGCUGUCCCUUGAUCUCAAACAGUUGGCGAAGAUAACGAAAGAAAUCCUGGCUAUGUACGGCGUGUGGGCCAAAUUUCCCGACGACCGCUCGAUGGCGAAGCUCUACGAUAGCAUGCCGAAGGCUCAACCUGAGAGCAGGAUUACUAGAUAG